Messenger RNA from Neurospora hispaniola, 291 nucleotides. RefSeq lists its product as uncharacterized. The annotation marks the transcript as partial. The record is from RefSeq and is a predicted model, not a curated record. Lineage: Eukaryota; Fungi; Ascomycota; Sordariomycetes; Sordariales; Sordariaceae. The transcript has a single exon.
AUUAUCCGUAUUACUAACGAAGUUCGUAGCGAAGUCCUUACUAAGUAUUUGGCUAUUAAGCGUAUUAAUUUUGAUACUAUAGUUUCUUUCCUUAUCCGUUAUAUUUUGCUCUAUAAGUAUAUUAAAGACGUUAAGUUUAAGAUUAAUGAGGAUUUUAAGGUUAUUUUUCUUUAUAAUGUUGUAAAGAUUGUUUACCCUAUUAAUGCUAGAUAUUGGGUAAUUACUUUAGAGGUUAACGAAAUAGAUAUCGGUAUUUUCUUAGUUAAAUUCGGUAAUAUUGGCAAUGUCGAG